AUGGCGGAACCUGUGUCUGCAGCUGCUGCUCAGCCUAAUGCUCCGGAAGAAGACGUCAACGCAAACGAUGACCAAGCCAUGGUUGAUGCUCAAAACCCUACAGAGCCUUCGGACUCUGGAUCCGAGUCCGACUCCGACUCUGAGGAUGAAGUACAGGCCAAAUCGCAGAUUGAGGCGCUCGAAGCUGCGCUGAGAGAUAAUCCAUCCGAUUACGAUUCACACGUCCAAUAUAUUAAAAUUCUGCGGAAGCAAGGUGAAAUAGAGAAGCUGCGACAAGCAAGAGAAACAAUGAAAUCGUUAUUUCCUUUGAGUCCCCAAAUGUGGCAGGAAUGGGCUAAAGAUGAGACUACGCUGAGCUCUGGAAUGGAGGCAUCUCCUGCUGUUGAAAAGCUGUAUGAACAAGGGGUUUCCGAUUAUCUGUCUGUCCCCUUAUGGUUUGACUAUUUAAAUUUUGUCCAAGAACAUGAUCCAUCUGUCCGUGAAUGUUCUGCCUCUGGCAUAUCAAAGGCAAGAAAUCUCUUCGAGCGUGCUCUCACUGCCGCUGGGUUGCAUGUUGCUGAAGGUCACAGAAUUUGGGAAUCCUACAGGGAAUUUGAGCAAGCUAUUCUUUUCACCAUUGAUGAGACCGACUCUGGGGCAAGAGAAAAGCAGAUCCAGCGGAUACGAAAUUUAUUUCAUCGUCAGUUGUCUAUUCCCCUUGCUGACUUACAAUCAACUCUUUUUGCUUAUAAGGCCUGGGAAGCUGAUAAUGGGAGUUCAAAUGAUAUUAGUAGUAGUGAUUUGGAUGGUCUUCCAUCUCAUGUUGUUUCUGUGUAUCAAAAGGCAGUAGAAAUGCUGAAUGCUCGUGCCAAUUUUGAAGAAAGAAUUUCUAAGAAGGAUAAUGAUUCAGAAAAGCUUCAAGAAUUCACGGUCUACUUGAAAUUCGAGCACUCGUCUGGAGAUCCAGCCCGCAUACAGAUCUUGUAUGAACGUGCUAUAGCUGAUUUUCCUAUUUCUAGUGAUCUAUGGGUUGAGUACACCCAGUACCUGGAUAAAACAUUCAAGACUGCCAAGAUUGUGAGGGACGCUUAUUGCAGGGCCACAAGAAACUGUCCAUGGGUAGGAGAUUUGUGGGUUCGUUAUUUACUCUCGUUGGAACGGGGUCAAGCUUCUCAGGAAGAGUUAUCAACUGUAUUCGAAAAAUCACUGCAGUGCACUUUUUCAAGCUUUGACGAGUACUUGAAUAUCUUUCUUACAAGAGUAGAUGGGCUAAGGAGGAUGAUAUGUGCGUCUAAGGAAGCGGAGGAAAGCAAGGAUUAUGUAGUUAUAAGGGAUAUCUUUCAGCGUGCAGCAGAUUACUUGACCCCACAUCUUAGCAACACAGACAGUUUACUCCGCAUGCAUAGUUAUUGGGCUCGUUUAGAGUUCAAAUUGGGCAAGGAUUUGAAUGCAGCUCGUGGUGUCUGGGAAAGCUUGCUUAAAAAUAGUGGGUCCAUGCUGGAAGCUUGGCUAGCUUAUAUUGCUUGGGAGAUCGAGAUGGGCCAGAUUAAUGAAGCCAGAUCUCUCUACAAGCGAUGCUACAGUAAAAGAUUCUCUGGGACUGGAUCAGAGGACAUCUGCCAUUCGUGGGUGCGGUUUGAGAGAGAAUACGGCUCAUUGGAACACUUCGAUAUUGCAUCUCAGAAGGUGGCUCCUCGCAUUCAAGAGCUGCAACAAUUUAGGUUGCUGCAAGAGAGUAAAAAUGUUGGCCUGGCUACGAAUGAGAAGGGAAAUAUUUCAAUGAAAAAUCCCCAUGAGAAGAGAAAACCAACUUCGAGCUCAGUAAAUGAACAGCCUCCAGCCAAGCGUAAAAAAAAUACGUUGCAAAACCCAAAGAAAUCAAAUGAGAGAAAUAAAGAACAGGCAAGGCACUCAGCUGAAGAAAGUGAAGCUGUUGAAAAAGAUGGGAAAAAAGCAGAGAGUAGCAGCCAGGGCAUAAAGCAUGAACCCUCUAAAAAACCUAUUACAUUCAAUGAUCAAUGCACAGCCUUUAUUUCUAAUCUAAACCUCAAGACCACUGAGGAUGAUCUUUAUAAUUUCUUCUCUGAUGUUGGUGGAGUUGUUGAUGUUCGAAUAGUGAAGGACAAGUUCACCAAAAAAUCAAGAGGAUUAGCAUAUGUAGAUUUCUCGGACGAUGCACACCUUAAUGGGGCUUUGGAGAAGAACAAACAGACCCUGAUGGGCAAGAGAUUGAGCAUUUUAAAGUCGGAUCCCCAGCAAGGCAGAAAGAAAAAAGUUGCUGGACGUAACAAUAGAGCAGAGCACGGUAAUGCUGUUAAACAAAUUGGUGUUUCUGGGAAAGAACCGUCCAUUGCCAAGCGUGGUGAAGACAUCCAGCUCAAGGGUAAGAACACAUUUGCUGUGCCAAGAAACGUGAAACCUCUCGGCUGGAGCGCACGCACCAAACCUGUGCCUGAUGGAACCGACUAG
Striga hermonthica is the source of this 2448-nucleotide messenger RNA. Lineage: Eukaryota; Viridiplantae; Streptophyta; Magnoliopsida; Lamiales; Orobanchaceae. The record is from the annotation of a GenBank genome assembly.